This is a messenger RNA of Dromiciops gliroides (monito del monte), 4910 nucleotides long. RefSeq names its product 3-hydroxybutyrate dehydrogenase 1 (gene BDH1). Gene Ontology annotation, molecular function: oxidoreductase activity. The record is from RefSeq and is a predicted model, not a curated record. Bases 275 to 1498 code for a protein of 407 amino acids. NCBI's taxonomy places the organism in Eukaryota, Metazoa, Chordata, Mammalia, Microbiotheria, Microbiotheriidae. The transcript has 7 exons.
CGUCCCGCCCCGCCCCAGUCAUCUUUUAUGGAAGGCUGAUUUGUAAGCGCGCCUCCGUACGGUCGCCUCAGCCAAUGCCUCGCUCUACGAGCGGAUCCUGGCGACCUGCAUCCUGCAGGUGAAGCUCUCCGGGAGCCUGGAGGGAGAAAGAGAGAGAGGGAGUCGGCGUGAGCAGGCGAGCUGGCUCUCUGGGGGAAGCGGCAGCCAGUCUCCCCGUCCUUCCGGGCGGGCCCAUCGUCUCCGCCUUCGCCCCUAAGCCUCCCUGGACACCAAGAUGGCUAAGCGCCGGAGCGGGAGACGGGCCUCCUUGGUAUCUGCUAGGGAUGCUGCAGAGCGGGAGGGCGUCCUCCGCCGCCUCGGCCGCCCUCCCUACCCUGCAAAGACGGUGUCGCUGCUUCGCUGGGAGAAGAGAGCUGAUAGAAGUUUGAGGUUUAGCUUCUCGGGAGUCCUGACAAUGCUGGCGACUCAGGUCUCCAGGUGUCUGGCUCGUCUGGCCAGGAACCCCGUCGGUUUCCGAAAUGUUGAGAACAUCAAAAGGCCCAGCCCAGAGCUCUCCAGUCCAUUUUUCACCACAGCUGGCCAAAAGGCCCAAGGGACCCAAGGAGAGAAGCCUCCCUCACAGCAGAGCAGUAAGGCUGUGCUCGUCACCGGCUGUGACUCGGGCUUCGGCCUCUCCAUUGCCAAACAUCUGCACUCCCGGGGCUUCAUGGUGUUUGCCGGCUGCCUUCUCAAGGACAAGGGAGAAGCAGGCUCCAAAGAGCUGGACGCUAUGAAUUGUGAGCGGAUGAAAACUGUGCAGCUGGACGUGUGCGAUAGUGCCGAAGUAGAGAAAGCCAUACAGUUUAUCCAGGAGAACCUCAAGGACCCCAAGGAAGGGAUGUGGGGGCUGGUGAACAAUGCGGGCAUCUCUACCUUUGGCGAAGUGGAGUUCACCAGCCUGGAGACUUACAAGGAGGUGGCUGAGGUGAACUUGUGGGGAACAAUCCGGACCACCAAGGCUUCCCUCCCACUCCUGCGAAGGGCCAAAGGUCGCGUUGUCAACAUCAGCAGCAUGCUGGGCAGAAUGGCCAGCGCCGCCCGAUCCACCUACUGCAUCACCAAGUUUGGGGUGGAGGCCUUCUCCGACUGCCUUCGCUACGAGAUGUACCCGCUGGGCGUCAAGGUGAGCGUGGUGGAGCCCGGCAACUUCAUCGCAGCUACCAGGCUGUACAGCCGCGAGCGGAUCCAGGCCAUCGCUGAGAAGAUGUGGAACAACCUGCCCGAGGUGGUGCGCAGGGACUACGGCAGGAAGUACUUCGAUGAGAAGGUCAGCAGCAUGGAGAAGUACUGCAACAGCGGCUCCACCGACACCGCCCCUGUCAUCGAGGCCGUCAACCACGCUCUGACCUCCAAGACCCCGUACACCCGCUACCACCCCAUGGACUACUACUGGUGGCUGAGGAUGCAGAUCAUGACCCACACCCCCGGGGCCUUCUCAGACAUGAUCUACACCCACUGAGCUGGCAGAGGGGGCGGGAGCUGGCCACGAGCCCAGACUGUCAACUCUCAAGUAUAGCCUUUGGUAGGUCACCUGCCUCAGACUUGUCUUUGUCUUGGGGGCCCAGCCCAGAUUAGACCCCUGGUCCCGGGCAGUGGUGAGUGCUCAGUGGUGCAAACCAAUGAAAAGGCUGAUCCUGUGAGAGCCAGCAAACAAACAGAAACCCCAGAAAAAGUCCUACUCAGCUUUCUAAACCAAAGAGAACCCUCUCUUACAUCAUCAGCUGCUGGAGGACUCCCUCCCUCCCUCACUCCCUCAAUCACUCCCUUACUCCCUCCCUCAAUCACUCCCUCACUCCCUCAUUCAUUCACUCCCUCCCUCCCUCACUCCCUCCCUUACUCCCUCCCUCCCUUCCUCACUCCUUCACUCCCUCACUCCCUCUAUCAAGUGCCUACCAUGUCGCUGCGCUUUGCCCAGUCCAGAGUGAAAGAAUUCCUUUAGUUCUUGCACCCCUUCAUGCAUGUGGGUAAUUGAGAGCUGACUGUCCCAGGUGAGCCCCGGUAGAUUUCAGGGUAUGUCAUUUCAGUUUAGAUUUUCUCUCUUUCCCCUCCCCCCUCUCUUUCCUCUCUCUUCCCCCUCUCUUCCUCCCUCCUUCUCUGUCUGUCUCUCUGUCUCUGUCUCUCUGUGUCUCUGUCUCUGUCUCCAUCUCUCCCUGCACUAUAUGUAGCUGCUUCCUGCAUGACUGGUUUAGUAGGCUGCCUUUAUAUGGGGGCACUCAGCUGUGGAGAGUCUAGGGCCCCGAUCUCUGCCGCCCCUCUGUCCUUCGCUCUUCCUCUGUUCCUCCUGAGGCUGAGAGACCGGGUGUGGGGAGGGCUGGGGUCAGGAGUGCCCGGCUCCCUCUUGGCUAGGCCUGGGCUAGAGACAGAGUGAUUUGGUUGUGUUACCGCCCAGAACAAUGGCUUCCCUCAGCCCACGUGGAAGGGCUACAAAUUCGGGCUUUCUGUGCUCACCCACACCCUCGUGUCUGCAGAGAUGGGGAGAUCACUACCUAUCAAGGCAACCCGUUAUUAGACAUUUCUGGAAAGUUCUCUCUUUCUUCACUGGUGCCCGAGCUGAGCCCCUGCUCCUCCCCCACACGGGUGCUGGGCCUGCCUUUUAAAACCCUCCUCAGUCCCUUUAAUCCUCCCUCUGGCCUGGCUACCCAACUCUCCAGCCUGCCUGGGGCCUGAAGGCUCCGUCUCAGGCUGGGACGCUGGGACCUGGGGGCUGUGGCAGGUUGCAGAGGGUUUGCAGGGCUGGCCCUGCCUGGAGUCCUCAUCUUAUGGGAAACCACAAGAGGGAGCCCCAUGUGCCAACUGGGGUAGUGGAUUCCACUCGUCCACUUCUUCUCAAGGCCUGAUGGUAGCAGUUGGCGGGGGGAGGGGGGGCACACCAGGACAGUCAGGCUCUGUCCCCUGGGGGAUCCACCCUGCUGCUGGGAGGGCUCCCACUCAGGAAAGAGCAGCUGGACUGGGUACCACUGAGUUGGGCAUGAAGAGUUGGGCCUCCAGGAGCACAUGCAGCCCCCUUAGCCCAGUGCCUGGAGCCAUGGGCGCCUGCCCCUAGAGUGGGGCUGGCCCUGAGUGCCAGGAAGUGUGUUGGGCUGGGGCCAGGCCGGCAGACGGUCAGGCCCAGGCCACCUUGGGUGACUCUGACCCUGCUGCCACUGAGGAGGAGGGACGGGAGGAGCCCCACGACUCAGGACUCGCCCAUGUGGAGCCUGGCCACUGGGCCUCAAAGCCCCUUCUGUGUCCUCCGAGAAUCCUGACUCUGGCAGCCUUGAAAGCUGAUUGAGGAAGAGGCAGUUAAAGGCAUGAUUGAAUUAAGGGGGAUGGAGCCGAAUUAGGGGGUGGGGGUGGGCAGGCAUGGGUUGGGCCAAGCCAACAGGUGAAGAGGAGGAGUCGAGGGGAGGAGCAGAAGAGGGGAGGGGCUGGCUCCGGGGUCUCACAGGCCUUUGCUGCUGAUCGGAAUCUUGGAGAGCCUGUGUGGCUGAAAACCGCCUCCUUCCUGGUGCCUCACCCUUGCUAAAGGCCCCCUCCCUCCUGAAGCCAGAGCUGCCUGGGAGGGGCAGGGAAGGACCCGGCUCUCAGUCCCUGCUGGGCUGUCCUGAAGCCGUCCACACUUCAGAGCCUCUGUUCUGGCCCUGGAGGUUUGGCUGCUGAGACCCAGGCUCAGUGAGCCACCAUGCCAGCUUGCCAAGGAGGGAGAGAGGGGAGGGGCGGCGGAGUUGGCAGAGCCAUUCCCCUUGUGCAAUGUGGUUGCCUUCCCUGCAGAAGCCAGGCUUGGUGCCCAGGCUAAGCAGGCUCCAUCUGGUGCUGUCCCCUGCGGCCCCUUCUAGGGAAGAAUGCCAGAAUGCCAGCCAUGGGGCACACACACACACACACCUGCCCACACCCACUGCUGACCACCCAGCUGUUGGCUCCCUCUUUGCUGGGCCUCUCCCAGGGACCGGCCCUGUCCCCGGGGACCCUGCCCCCCGCCCGGGCGGAAUCCUCCAACAGUCCGAGGUGCCAUCCUGGCUGAUGGAGGGAAGUGUCAGAGCCCAGUCUGUGCCCUAGUGCUUUUCUUUGCACAAAACUCUGGAGGGGAAAAGGCCUUCUCUUAUGCAGCUUGGCCCAAGAUGUAGAGCUCCAGCCUGGGGUCCGGGCAGCCUGCCUGGGCUUGGUCCAGCCUUAGACACCUGUGAGCACAGCAUCGACCUGGUGUGUGUGUGGGGGGAUCAGAAGUGACAGUGUCUCAUUAGAAUGUGCAGGGGACAAGCAUUUAUUAAGCUCUUACUGUAUGCCAGGUGAGGCUGGGCCCCAGGGCCUAGGGGAUUGGGGUGCUGAAUCAAGCCAGAGAAUGGCAGGGCUUCAGGGACAGUGGGUGCAAGGGAAAGACGACAUGCCCAGUGGUCUCCAAGAUGCUCUUGCUGGCAUAGCAACAGCCCAGGCCAGCCUCCUCCUCCUCCUCCUGUCAGCCAGGUCCAGGGCUCAGAGUCAGCCCUGAUUCUUCUUCCUCCCUCAGCUGCCAAACUCAGAGAGCCAACCCACCCCAGAAGCUGUGCCCACUUUACCUCCACAGCAGCACAGGCAUCCGUACCCUUCUCUCCUCUCACCAUCAUCUCCCUAUGGGGGGCCACCAUUGCCCCUUGCCAGGCCUGUUGCUACAGCCUCCUGACUGGCUAGUUGUCCAGCCUGCCACCUCCAAAACCCAUCCUCUAGGGGUCUAUUGAGAGGUGGCCUUGGCUGCUGAAACCCAAACGUUCCUCUGGCCUUGGGUCUUUGCUGAUCUCACUGCUGGAGGAUCUUUUUUUUCAUAAUAAGCAUUUUUAUUUCAAGUUUUGAGUCCCAAAUUCUAUCUCUCCUUCCCCUCUCCCCUCCCCGAGGUGGUCAGCAAGCAGAUAUAGGUUAUC